AUGUCGUCCAAAAUACUGUUACUGCAGGUGGUGAUGGGUCUCUUCUCAUCCACCCUCGCCCAAAACUCCUCCACUGACCUCUCCCGCUGCGCCCUCUCUAUCGGCGAACUCUCCCCCAACGCCCGCAUAAACUCCACUGGCAUGCGCUCCUUCCGCUGGCAAGAAGGUGACCCAGACUGGUAUCUGACCACGACGCUAAACGACACGCGCAACCCCGUUCUGGUGUCGCAAUUGCAUGAUUUCCAGGGCUACAUCAGCGCGCCUAUGGACACGGAUGCGCAGGUCUGCGUGUUCAUGUUGAACGGCAUCAACGCGACCGUCGCGGGCGACAACGGGUGUGAGAACGCGCUACGUCCAGAGUGCGUGGACUUUUUGAAGAAGAAUCAUGUGUUUUCGGAGCAAUGUCAGGCGCCGCCGGAGCGUGAUGCCUUGGUUGCAGCGUGCGGUCAGCAGGGUUUCGGGUCGGGCUAUUCAAACGUGUACUAUCCUCUCGCCGCCGGCAAACUCCAUGCCCUCGGAUUAUCUGACUUGGCCCGUUAG
Messenger RNA from Parastagonospora nodorum SN15, 540 nucleotides. RefSeq lists its product as hypothetical. The record is from RefSeq and is a predicted model, not a curated record. The transcript has 2 exons. Lineage: Eukaryota; Fungi; Ascomycota; Dothideomycetes; Pleosporales; Phaeosphaeriaceae. The coding region runs from base 1 to 540 and encodes 179 amino acids.